CUUCUCAACGAUCGAUUCGGUCCUCACUUCUAGCUACAUGCUGUGUGGCCUGUUGCUCUCCUUGGGUUUAUUAGCCCUAACCUCAGCAGCCCCAAAACUACCCCAAGAUGAUGGCCCACGGAUGUAUGACCUGCCUAGCGAAGUGGCAUCUCCAUUUGAGGACAAUGGAAUGGUAGAACCGGAAGAAGAAGUGGAAAAGGAGCAGAGCGAGGCCUACAUUCUUCCCGUAUCGAAACAACUCGGUGAGAUUGGAGGACUAGCCAUCGAUGGUCGAGGUCGCCUGGUCGCUUUCCAUCGAGCCGAGCGUGAAUGGGACGCUAACUCAUUUGAUGAGAAGGAGAAAAUCAACAAAAAACUCGGACCAAUCAAGAAUGCCACUAUUGCCAUUAUCGACACCAGUAAUGGAAAGGUUCUUGAAGAGCAUGGCAAAGGCAUGUUCUACAUGCCUCACGGACUAACCAUUGACGAAAAAGGCAAUUACUGGGUGACAGACGUCGGAAGUCAUCAGGUGCACAAAUUGGACUCUUCAUUCAAGCCGCUUCUGACUUUGGGAGAAAAACUUGUUCCCGGAGAUGAUGAGAAGCAUUUCUGCAAACCGACCGAUGUUGCCGUGGCAAAGAAUGGUUAUUUCUUCGUUGCUGAUGGGUACUGUAACAGCCGUGUCAUGAAAUUUGAUCCUAGUGGAAAAUUUGUGGAGAGCUUUGGAGCUGCUGGAGAUGAAUUCGGACCGUCGGAAUUCCUCAUCCCUCAUUCACUGGCGCUCAUUGAAGAUAUGAACCUCAUUUGUGUAGCAGACAGAGAAAAUGAAAGAGUGCAAUGCUUCUCAGCUGGUUUAGCUGAAGGACACCGAACAAUCCCAGCUGGAAUCCCAAUCACUAGUGCUGAACAUAUCGGACGAGUAUUUGCCAUUAGAGAGAAAAAGCACUACCUCGUCGGUGUCACUGGUCGAGAUGAAGAAGAUCAGGUCCCUCCUCAACUUUUCGUAAUGGAUAUGACAAAUGGAAAGGCAAACACCUUUGUUGAGGGAAUCGAAAACCCGCAUUCACUAGCAAUCAAUGACGAAGGAACCGUGUACAUCGCCCAGAUGCAUCCGAAUCAAAUCAUCCAGAUCUCCCUUCCUGAUCAGGUCUAAAGACAUCGACCGACGACCAGCACAACUUUUUUCUCUGUGAAUUUAUAACACCGAUUCUUUUACGGGCCGCUGCUGAGGAGACUUCUAUCGUUA
Cylicocyclus nassatus is the source of this 1225-nucleotide messenger RNA. The record is from the annotation of a GenBank genome assembly. Lineage: Eukaryota; Metazoa; Nematoda; Chromadorea; Rhabditida; Strongylidae.